Messenger RNA from Fragaria vesca subsp. vesca, 1519 nucleotides. RefSeq lists its product as uncharacterized. The record is from RefSeq and is a predicted model, not a curated record. Gene Ontology annotation, cellular component: mitochondrion. Lineage: Eukaryota; Viridiplantae; Streptophyta; Magnoliopsida; Rosales; Rosaceae. Bases 24 to 1250 code for a protein of 408 amino acids. Gene Ontology annotation, biological process: mitochondrial mRNA modification; cytidine to uridine editing. The transcript is spliced from 4 exons.
UCCAUCUCCGGGUUUAUCAAACCAUGGCGACCCAUUUCCUCUCUCGCUCCUUCCCCAAAACCCUAGCCCCUCUCUCCUCCUCCUUCCUCUCCCGCUCCCUCUCCACCGCCACCUCCGCCACCACCGCCACCCUCUCCUCCGCCUACUCCCGCUCCUCCCUCUCCCUCCUCCACCGCCUCCGCCCCCUCGCCGGCGCCGCCAUCUCCUCCGCCGGCAAGCUCUCUCCCCCCGUCGUCCGGUGCUUCUCCGCCAACGCCACCACCUCCUCGCUCCGCGAUCCCAACCCCAACUGGUCCAACCGCCCUCCCAAGGAGACUAUCCUCCUCGAUGGCUGCGACUUCGAGCACUGGCUCGUCGUCAUGGAGCCGCCGGAGGAGAACACCACCAGGGAGGAACUCAUCAAGGAGUACAUCAAAACCCUAGCCAUGGUCGUCGGCAGUGAAGAAGAAGCGAGGAUGAAGAUCUACUCUGUUUCCACUAAGUGUUACUUUGCAUUUGGUGCACUUGUGUCUGAAGAGCUUUCAUACAAACUUAAAGAUUUGCCAAAGGUCCGCUGGGUUCUUCCUGAUUCGUACUUGGAUGUUAAGAACAAAGAUUAUGGAGGAGAACCUUUUAUCAAUGGGGAAGCAGUAGCAUAUGAUCCCAAGUACCAUGAGGAAUGGAUAAGAAACAAUAGUCGGGCAAACGAGAGAAACAGGCGCAAUGAUAGACCUAAGAACUUUGACAAUUCAAGGAACUUUAACAACAGAAGGGAAAACAUGCAGCGCAGAGAUUUCCAGAAUAGGGGUGCCCCUCCCAUGCCUAAUCAACCUGGGCCGAAUGGCCCUGGCAACGCUGGACCUCCAAACAACAUGAGUCCACCCAGUAAUAUGCCUCCUCCACCUGUGAACGGAGCUCCAAUGCCUCCUAACAUGAGUGCACCACCAAACUACAACAAUGUGCAGCAGCCGAACAACAACUGGGGUGGAGGGCAGCCGACCUACAAUCAGGGGCCGCCUAAUAACUACAAUCAGGGGCCUCCAAACAACUACAAUCAGGGGCCUCCAAACAACUACAAUCAGGGGCCUCCAAACAACUACAGUCAGGGGCCUCCGAACAACUACAAUCAGAUGCCUCCAAACAACAAUAUGAGAGGGCCACCACCGCCACAAAUGGGAGGACAACCUGCGCCAUCAUGGUCUGAUCCUGCGCAAUACCAAACUAACUAUUCACCUGAGAGGGACAAUGGUGGUGGUCAAAACCGCUAUUGAGGUUACAUGCUAUGCUGCCAUCAGUCUUUGUAGGCAGUCAGGCAUGCUGUAGAGAGAUGUUAGGUGGCUGCGCCUCUAGGUGGUUUUUCAUUUACUAGCUUUGUGUUCGACUCCUUGCUGGGUCGGGACCUGGUUUGCCUUUUAUCUGAGUGGUUAUAAUAUCAUUGUCAUAGCUGGAUGUGAAUAAUCGGAUCAUUCCUUUGCUAUGUAAUAUGAGUUAUUUCAUGUAGUGCACAUAAUUUGCUGAAAGCAGACUGUUUAGUUAUUUU